UUUUCACAUAUUCUAUGAAAAGGCGAUCAUUUAAAUUUUUAAGUAAAAAGUUAUAUUGUUUAUAUAAAGAUACAGGCUUAGAAGAUGUUUCUCUAAUUUUUAAAUUAUAUCACACAAAACAACCUAAUAUGAAUAUUGACGCAAUUCAAAGAUCAUAUUUAAAAGAAAAAUGUAUAAUAGUAAAUGAAAACGAUGAAAUUCUCGGGUCAGAUUCAAAAGAAAAUUGUCAUUUAAUUUCUAACAUUAAUAAAGGUAUGAUACAUAGAGCAUUUAGUGUAUUUCUUUUUAAUAAUUUGAAUCAACUACUUAUGCAAGAAAGAUCUUAUGAUAAAAUAACAUUCCCUGGAUAUUUAACAAACACUUGUUGUAGUCACCCUUUGUAUAAUAAUAAUGAAAUGACAGAAGAUAUUUUAACAGGGAUUAAGAAUGCUGCGAUACGAAAAUUAAAACAUGAACUUGGUGUUAAAAUUGGACAGAUUUCUGUCGAUGAUCUAAAAUUUAUGGCACGUUUCCAUUACAAAGCAUUGUCGGAUAAUAUUUGGGGUGAAAAUGAAAUUGAUUACGUUUUCAUUGUCAAGAAAGAUGUUAUGUUAGAUCCGAACCCCGAAGAAGUUAAACGUGUUAAAUACUUUACUCAAACUGAUUUGAGAAAUAUUAUAAACAACGAAAAAUCUAUCAAAUCACCUAUUUCACCCUGGUUUAAAUUGAUUGCAAAACAUUUUUUGUUUGAUUGGUGGAGUAAUUUAGAUGAAUUAUUAAUAUCAGACAACGAACUCAACAAAAUACAUCGACUUUGAAUUGUAGGAGACCCCAAUCUCAUCAAAAUAUUUUUUUACAUAAUAUUUAUUCUUUUUUUAAAAAAAAUAAUUACAUAAACAUGCUCAAUGAUUUAUAUAAAUACCAAUAAAUUUAUAAUACUGCCAAAAUACAUAUUUAUAUGGGUACAAAAAUCACAGUGAAUAUAAAUAAG
Messenger RNA from Gordionus sp. m RMFG-2023, 970 nucleotides. Its product is annotated as isopentenyl-diphosphate Delta-isomerase 1-like. Gene Ontology annotation, molecular function: isopentenyl-diphosphate delta-isomerase activity. Gene Ontology annotation, cellular component: cytoplasm. The coding region runs from base 15 to 797 and encodes 260 amino acids. Gene Ontology annotation, biological process: isopentenyl diphosphate biosynthetic process; isoprenoid biosynthetic process. NCBI's taxonomy places the organism in Eukaryota, Metazoa, Nematomorpha, Gordioida, Chordodea, Parachordodidae. The transcript has 5 exons. The record is from RefSeq and is a predicted model, not a curated record.